Messenger RNA from Aethina tumida (small hive beetle), 1603 nucleotides. RefSeq names its product cytochrome P450 9e2-like. Gene Ontology annotation, molecular function: iron ion binding; oxidoreductase activity, acting on paired donors, with incorporation or reduction of molecular oxygen; monooxygenase activity. The transcript is spliced from 4 exons. Bases 102 to 1493 code for a protein of 463 amino acids. The record is from RefSeq and is a predicted model, not a curated record. NCBI's taxonomy places the organism in Eukaryota, Metazoa, Arthropoda, Insecta, Coleoptera, Nitidulidae.
UUAUAACAAUAAUAGUUAUUUACCGGAUUUUAAUCAAACCACAUCAGUAUUGGAAAAAUCGGGGGUGUAAACAGGGAAAACCGUUUUUAAUAUUUGGUGAUAUGUUCUACAAAUGUAUCAGACGACAAAGCUUUGCCGGAUAUGUGAAAUACGUUUAUGAUAUGGUGCCAAAUACACGAUAUUCCGGUUUUUAUCAAUUCUUUACGCCAACGCUGGUAAUCAAAGACGCAGAGUUGUUAAAACGCAUCACAGUAAAGGAUUUCGAUUAUUUUAAUGAUCACAGUCAGUUUGUUCCUGAAUAUAUUGAUUCCAUUUGGACCAAAAACUUAUUUAUAUUAAGAGGUUUAAAAUGGAAAGAAAUGAGAAAUACUUUAACUCCAUGUUUCACAGGAAACAAAAUGAAAUAUAUAUUUUCCUUGAUAUUAGAAACUUCGGAAAAAGUAAUUAAAAACCUGGAAGCACAACAUACUGAUUUAUUGGAAAUCGAAUUUAGAGAUUUAUAUACAAGAUUUACUAAUGAUGUUAUUGCAUCAACAGCAUUUGGUAUUAGAGUAGAUUCUCUAUCAGACAAGAAUAACAAGUUUUAUUCAUUAGCAAAUAAAGUAACUGAUUUUAGUGGCGUAGAUAUAAUUCUGAGAUUUUUUGGAUUUCUCACGAUACCUAAAUUGAUGAAGCUUUUUGGGUUUACAGUUUUUCCAUCUUAUGUAUAUUCGUUUUUCUCAUCAAUAAUCUCAGACACUGUUGAAACAAGAAAGGCCAAGAACAUAAAAAGACCUGACAUGCUUCAACUUCUAAUGGAAGCCCACAAGUUAGAGAACAGUGGUCAAAAUAUAAAGAAACCUUUAACUCAUGAAGAAAUGUUAGCUCAGGCUAUUGUGUUCUAUUUUGCAGGUUACGAACCUGUGUCUGCUCUUAUGUGUUUUGUGUCUUAUGAACUGGGAAUUAAUCCAAAUAUACAAUCUAGAUUGAGAGCUGAAAUUCAAGAAGUAUCAAAUGAGUUAAACGGAGAAAUUACUUAUGAUGCUCUGAUGAAUAUGAAGUAUCUGGACAUGGUGAUUUUGGAAAGCCUACGAAAAUGGCCGACGGCGGUAGCAGUAGACAGAAUGUGUACGAAAUCAUAUACAAUUCCUGCAGAAAGUCCACAGGAGAAAACAUUGCACAUUGAAAAAGGAACGAUUAUCUGGUUGCCAAUUUACGCCCUUCAUCACGAUCCAGUAAACUUUCCGGAUCCCAGUAAAUUUGAUCCGGAAAGGUUUAAUAAGGAAAACAUAUCUAAAAUUAAACCCUAUACAUAUAUGCCCUAUGGAUCUGGCCCGAGAAAAUGUAUAGGAGCCAGAUUAUCAAUACUAGAAGUAAAAUUGAUAAUAUUUCAAAUUUUAAAGCAUUAUCAGAUUGUACCGAUUAGCAAAACGGUAGUACCUUUAGUUUUAUGUCGAAAGAGUUUUAAUGCAACUGCCGAAGGAGGAUUUUGGUUUGGUCUUAAACAUUUAUGAAAAUGGUGUUCUUCAAUUUCAUUAUGAUAUUCAUAAACAAUGAUAAUUACUCAUAUGAGUAUAUACUUUAUUUAUAAUAAAUAAUUAUCUAUUAGUAUUUUAUAUAAAAA